Molecule: messenger RNA, 2408 nt
Organism: Nanorana parkeri
Lineage: Eukaryota; Metazoa; Chordata; Amphibia; Anura; Dicroglossidae
Gene: MTF2
Product: metal response element binding transcription factor 2
Exons: 15
Coding region: 242-2014 (590 amino acids)
Biological process (GO): regulation of DNA-templated transcription; chromatin organization
Cellular component (GO): nucleus
Molecular function (GO): chromatin binding; DNA binding
Source: RefSeq, a predicted model, not a curated record
CUCGGUGGGUUGGAGAAGUCUGUUUUGUAUUUGCUCCCACAAUGCAUUGUGCGCUCCGCGGGAAACCAAAAUGGCGAAGGUGUGUAACCGGAGCGGGCCGUUAGCUGGGCUUGUGUAGAGCGGAACCGCCGGCCGGAAUCAUCUCCCCUCCAGCCCCGCCGACGACCGGCUGACUGAGCAGCUGAAGGCGCUGACUCGUGUUUUCGCUGUGGGGGGCGCUCUGCACCACUGAAGUGACCGAAUGAGAGACGUAACUGCUGCAGGCAAGUCACUGGUCCUUAAAAGAUCCCCUUUCCGGCAUAAUAAGAAGGCCUCGGAGUCUUUAACAAAAUCAUCUAUUCGGCAUGGACAGAAACCCAAGAGACAAGUUUGUAAAUUUGAAGAAGGUCAAGAUGUCUUAGCAAGAUGGUCAGAUGGAUUGUUUUAUCUUGGAACUAUCAAAAAGAUAGAUAACGUUCAGCAGAGCUGCUUUAUAUUAUUUGAAGACAGCUCUAAAUCGUGGGUACUCUGGAAGGACAUACAAACAGGAGCCUCUGAAGGUGGUGAAAUGGUUUGUUCAAUAUGUCAGGAGGAGUAUUCUGAAGCACCAAAUGAAAUAGUUAUUUGUGACAAGUGUGGCCAAGGAUAUCACCAACUGUGCCACCCCCCUAAGAUCGACUCCACCGUGAUUGAUAGUGAUGAGAAAUGGUUAUGCCGGCAGUGUGUAUUUGCCACUACUACAAAGAGGGGAGGAGCAUUGAAAAAAGGACCCAAUGCCAAAGCCCUGCAGGUCAUGAAGCAGUCUCUGCCGUACAAUUUGGACGCAUUAGAAUGGGAUGUAGGUCACAAGACCAAUGUACAGCAAUGUUACUGCUACUGUGGAGGCCCAGGAGAAUGGUACUUAAAGAUGCUUCAGUGCUGCAAGUGCAAGCAGUGGUUCCAUGAGGCCUGUGUGCAAUGCUUGCAGAAACCUAUGCUUUUUGGUGACAGAUUUUAUACAUUUAUUUGUUCUGUCUGCAAUUCUGGACCGGAAUACCUCAAACGUCUAUCUUUACGCUGGGUAGACAUAGCACACCUCUGCCUAUACAAUCUAAGUGUUAUUCAUAAAAAGAAGUACUUUGAUUCAGAACUUGAACUCAUCACUUAUAUAAAUGACAACUGGGAUCUGUUGCAUCCUGGUGAGCUGGCUGACACACCCAAAGCAGAACGAUAUGAACGGAUUCUGGAUGCAUUAAAUGAGAAUAAGACCAUGUUUAUGUCCGGGAAGGAAAUCAAGAAAAAGAAACAUUUGUUUGGUCUCAGAAUCCGAGUCCCUCCUGUUCCUCCAAAUGCUGCAGUGAAAUUGGAGAAAGAGGAGAGCACAUCCCAUGAAUUCAAGAUUAAAGGCAGGAAGUCAUCAAAGCCUCUUCUUUAUUCUAGAGAGGAAAAUAAUGGAGAAGUGAAGAAGAGGAAACCUGUAGGUCGCCCACCAGGCUCACAUAGAAGAAAGAUCUUACAAAAUGAUUCUCUUGAUGCUGCAAUGAAAAUGGAAACAGAACCAGUGCUGGAGAAGAAUUCCACAUUGGAGUCAUUAGAUCAUAAAAAAAAAGCUGAGGUCACCACUAUCCCUGGUAAUACUGAUGUGGAGUCCAAUGGUGCUGCAAGUUCAAAAGAAACUACCUCAACCAUCCUUUCCAGCCCUCAGUCAGACUUGAGAAGAGUGACGCGCACAGGGAGGUCCUGGUCUUCUACCUUACCGCCACCCAGGAAAAGGGGUCGACAUCCACGGAAAGCUCUCCAGGUUCACAAUUCGGAGAUCGGAAGAAACGAUGAAAGCAAGGAGGAUUCUCAGCUCAAUGCUGACAAUACAGAAAUAGUUAAAAAUGUCACAGAUCAUGACUUCCAGCUCCACCAUUUGAAGAAUUCCAUUACCAACUACUUUGGCGCUGCUGGGAGGAUAGCAUGCGGGGAAAAGUACCGCGUAUUGGCUCGUCGAGUCACACUUGAUGGGAAGGUUCAAUAUCUUGUGGAGUGGGAUGGAGCUACAGCUUCCUGACCACUGUGCUGGACAUGCUACUUUUCAUAUUCAGGUUCCUUGAAGUGAAAAUAAGUUAUUUUUGUUCACCCAGUUCACUGCCAAAGUGCCUGCAAUACUUAUGGUAGCAAAUAGGUGCUGGAAUAGAGAAAACAAGGGUUUAUUUUUCUUACAAUACAAGCUUUUUCCCAGUGAACAUAAAAGGAAACGUUGCUUUAACCAAAUAUCUGCAGUAGUGCACAUUUCUGACAAUGGUAUGACUUAACAGUAUUUGUAAUCAAGCAUUAACAUUUUAGUGUAAGAUGGUUUCUAUGUGUAACCCCUUUGCUGCAAGGAAACUCGGCACUGUCAAGUUGCUGCUUUUCAGAGGAAAAAAAAAAAGAAAUAUUUUCCACUUUAAAUGGGAAGUGGACCC